CUCUCUUGAUAAUAAUUUUUCUGGUGACUGUCGAUAUUUUAAUAAUUAUCAAAACUGUCUUAUCAGUGCCCUAUCAUGCAGUUCGUCGAAAUGUAGCUUCCAAAAGACCGCUUCAAGAUUUAAAUAACGUAAUAAAUAAUUAAAACUUACCGACAGACGCGAACUACUGUACAGUGUCUCUCUCUGAAACUGCGGUAAGAUGGCGAAUUACGUUACAUAAAGCGCAAAGCGCAUUAACCUAUUCCUCUACGAAAAAUAUAGAACUGCAUCGUUAAUGUCUACCAUGAAACGACUAUUCUACAAUUAUUAUUGUCUUACCAAGUUAUUUCGACAAUAAUUUAAUUUCAAAGUGGCCUGAUUUCCAGCAAUUCAACAAAUAUGAAAAAUGGUCAAGUGUAUUUUCAAAUUCAAACUAGAUUGGUUCGUUCCUAGUUGUCUCAAAAGUAACUAAUCAAUGGCCAAUCACGGUUCUUAACUCCGAUCUAGUGCCAACUUAUAAAAAAAAACAUUCAAUCUUCUAGGGUAGCGAUUUCGUUUCCAGGUUGGCAAGUCUGCUGAACAGCGUCAACGUUAAUUGAGUAGCACAGUCCAUGUACAGAAUUGUAUAGUUAGGUAGUCAAGAAGGACGAGGUAAGGGUGUAGAAAAGAGACCAUGAAAUAAUCUCGUAUUAAGCCUUCCUUCUCGCACUUGUUGCUCGGACACUAAAGAGAGAGACAGCAUGGUCUCCCAGCAGUCCAAGUAGGGCAAGUGCAAUGAAAAUAAAUUGCAAAUUAAUUCCAAACUUCACUACUCUUCCAUAUAAAUAUAGUGGGUUCAGGGAUAGUUGGGAAUGGUUAACAAUUGCGAAUGAAAGUGAAAAAGAUGUCGAGGGGAUUAAUUAUGCGUGAGAACUCAAGACCGAGAUGACGCCAUCCAACAUUUUCCACGCGAUAGGAAAUAUUUAAGAAAUAGUUCCUUCGCUCGAGAGUGUCAGAAGGAAGAAAACACAAAUGGACGUCCUAGGUUAGCCUUGUAUCUUAUGAGAUAAUUUCGUGAAGGUUUCUAUCCAGCAUGUUGACGGAACAAGCGGUUCUUAUGGAUUCCAUACAGCAGGGUGUGGAGACGCUGCCGCUAGGCUUCAUCAUCUCAGAGGAUGGCCGGACACUUUUUGCGGUCAUUGAUCGGGAGGAUGGAGUGUUGGAGUUCAUUGCGACUACAGUAGCAGUGACACAUAACGGUGAGCCUAUGACACCGGGUAAGACUGCAGAUGGAAAUAUAAUACUAAAUUCUCCAAUACUGCAAAUAAAUUUGGAAGACCCAAAUGCCUGUGAAGUGAAACCAACGGCUGCGUCUCUAUUACCUGUGCAAGGUUACCAGGCACUGCCCGUAGUUCUAGAAGACCAAUCUGCCCCUCAGUUGGUUAAAAUUAACCGAGUGCAACCCAUUGAUGACCCGAUCUCAGAAAUCGAAAAUUUAGAUGCGGAACUAAAUGUAGAAAAUGUGCAAGAGAAUUUGGAAGAGAUUAGUGAAUCUCUUCCACCUGACAGGAGAAGUUUGAUGAAGAGAGGGCCAGGAAGGCCACGAAAGGAAGAAACUGGUCCACCACUGAGCAGAAUUAACAACUUCAAAUGCGACAUUUGUGGCCAGACAUUUACCAAGCAAAUGUUACUGCGAAGACACAUGGAACAUCAUGCGGAGGAAAAGCCUCACCGUUGCCCCAAGUGCCCUGCAUCGUUCAAUGUCCCGACGAAUUUCACGCUUCAUAUGGCGACGCACGGCACCGGUGAGCCCAGGUGUCCAGAGUGCGGCAGAAGAUUCGCCCGAAUGGCCAGCCUUAAGUCUCACAUGUUACUGCACGAGAGGGAGGAAAACCUGUUCUGCACGGAAUGCGAGGAUGCCUUCUCAACCAAGGCCCAGUUGGACGCUCACCUGAAGCUACACAAUGAGAGGUGGACCACGGAGGACGUGCGCAAGUGCAAACUCUGCAACAAGCAGUUCACUCAGCCCGCGCUCUACCGGCUCCAUAUUCGCGAGCACUACAGGCUGCAGACGAAGGUGGCGAAGCAGACGAGGAGGGGCACGAAGCACAAGACCAUGUACAAGUGCAAGAUCUGCCUCAAGUCCUUCCAGAAGCCCAGUCAGCUGAUGCGCCACAUCAGGGUGCACACUGGAGAGAAACCCUUCAAGUGCACCAUCUGCGCUCGCGGUUUCACCCAGAAGGGCUCUCUGCAGAUUCACAUGUGGAGGCACAAGGGCAUCAGGCCGCACGCUUGCGUCUUCUGCAACGCGAGAUUUAGCCAGAAAGGAAAUCUGAACUCACACAUCACGCGGGUGCACAAUGCACCUGAAGGGGAGCCAAUUUACGGGUGUACUCACUGCACCUGCGUUUUCCGGAAACUCGGGAGCUUAAACAGCCACAUGAAGAGGAUGCACUCGACACCUGUGGAGGCUCCUCCCAGGUGCGACAGCUCGACGGAGGCUGACAUGCAAGCCACGGUUGACAGUGUCAUGUCGCAGCUGGCAUCUCUGGAGUCGACUGUCAAAAAUACCGCAGAUUCCACCAACGGGAUUGGCGUGUCAAACAAGGACGACAUCCUGCAACAGGCGCUCGACAACAGCGGCUUGUCGGCCAAGGAUAAGAGUUCUGCCUCGGAGUCGGCCAACUCCAAAAAAUCCGACGCUCAGACGACCUUCGUCACCCUGCUGGACAAGGCCACGGAGGGUUCUACAAAGAAGUAUGUAACCAUCAAGCAACGGAGUAUAGGAAACGUCAGGUGGUACUCCUGUUCAUUUUGCCACAAAGAAUUCAAGAAACCCUCCGACCUGAUCCGCCACCUCCGCGUCCACACCCAAGAGAAGCCGUUCAAGUGCUCGAGCUGCUUCCGAACGUUCGCCCUGAAGUCGACGAUGCGCGCCCACGAGCGAACCCACACGGCAACGAAGAAGUACACCUGCGGCUCCUGCAAUAAAGUAUUUUCCUGCCACAGCAGCCUCUCCACCCACGUCAGGCAGCAUACGAGGGCGCACAUCUGCGAGGUCUGCGAGAAGAGUUUCGCUACCCACGCGAUUCUGCGGUGCCACAUGAAAACGCAUUCCCGAGGGAAGCCGAAGGUCUCCCCCGAAGCCGAGGUCCUGGCCCCGCAGAUCGUCCUGGAGGAGCCGCUGCUAAUCAGCGACGCCGGGAACAAGAUCAGCGUGGCGCACGUCCAGUCGAAGCAGCAACAGGUCUACAACGACGACGUACCCAGACCGCACAAAUGCUGGGCCUGUCCUGCCGCCUUCCGGAAGAUCAGCCACCUGAAGCAGCACUACCGAAGGCACACCGGAGAACGACCCUACAAAUGUCCGCAAUGCGAUGGGAGGUUCACGUCGAACAGCGUCCUGAAGUCUCACCUGCACACACACGAGGACUCCAGACCCUUCACCUGCACGACAUGUCCCGCGAGGUUCUCCACGCACAGCAGCAUGAAGAGGCACAUGGUCACCCACAGCAACAAGAGGCCCUUCAUGUGCCCCUACUGUCACAAGACCUUCAAGACCUCCGUCAAUUGCAGGAAACACAUGAAGAUCCACAAGCACGAGCUCGCGCAACAGCAACUGGACCGGCAGAAGACUCAGCAGGAUCCCGACCAAGCCGAAGGAAUGCCGACCAUCUCAGGAAGCCUGGGCUUGACGGAGGAGAUCGAGGUGACCUUUCAGCCUCAGAUGGCUCCGGACUUCAGCCAAGCCUUUUCGGACCAGUUCCAAACCAUUCCCGUCGACAAGGGAAAGCCCUUCCCCCCAGAAACCACGACCCCGUCGACGGGACCUCCUACCCUCUCGGAUCGACAAAACCUGGCUGAAGUGGACACGGCAACCUUAGGCUCUUCCCAGACCCUGCACGCCGACGAGACCGGCACCAUCACCCUUCCUAACUAUUCCGGAGACCAAACGCUCACGCCGGAGAGCAUCAGGGAGAUCGAGGAGACGUUGAAUCAGCAACUCUUCGACAUCGGGAUGAACCUGGGCCUGGGGAACAAUUUGUCCCGGCAAAUCGGAGAGGCCAAUCCCGCAGAUGUGGAGAUCAAGGAGCAACCCGUCCUCAGCAUCAUCUACGAGAACGGGAAGGGCCUCGAGACUCAAGCGGGAACCAACAUCUUCCCGAGCCAGUUCGACACCUUCGACAUGAGCCAUAUCGCUCUUCAGACCGACGCGGAAAUCGACAUCGCCAUCGGCUCCAACUCGGCGAACAUGGCGAGCAUCCUGCCCAGGUCGGCCCAGGAGGAGGAGCAGCUGGUACCAGAAGUUCUGACGACCCUGAAGACUACCACCUCUUCCGUGCCAGCUCUCGUGGACGAUGGUUCCUCGAAGGGUCCUCCGAGACACCUUAUGGUCGUCAGCUCGGUGAAGACCUGUCCGGAACUCUCGAGGCCGGUGCAGGCCUGCCGGAAGUUCGCCAAGGUGAUCGCCAAGGCCGACACCACGGACUCUGACCUCAGGGUGGUCGAGCUCGACCCGAAGGACCCUUUAGCGACCCUCUCUCUCGGCGAGGACGAGAACGUCGACCUCUUCGUGUGCAGAGUGUGCGACGACAGUUUCAGGAGUCAGGAGGAGCUGGCGAUGCACGAGGAGAACCACAAUUCCCGGAAGAGGGACUCUGAAGAGGAUGCCGAAGUCGCAAGGAACGAAAGUUCUCUGCAGUGUCACAUGUGCAGUCGGAAGGGCUUCUCCGCGGCCGCUUUGAAAGAGCACCUGAAAACUCACUGCGGAGCAAAGGAGUUCCAAUGCCCGGAGUGCUGCCUAAAAUUCUGCACGAACGGCGGCUUGAGUCGCCACCUGAAGAUGCACGCGAGCAAGCAGCAGUGGAAGUGCCCUGACUGUGGGAAAGCGUUCGCCAAUAAAUUGCUUCUCAAGUCCCACCGGCAGACGCACGAGGACACCUGGACAGCGAACGCGGUUGAGGCGGACAGCUCGCAGAAGGAUCCCCUAAGCCUGGAGAACGAGUUCCUGCCGAUGGUGGAGGUGAUGUUUGGAAAGGCCGCUGAUCAGAACGAGGCCUCGGAGAAGGUCUUCCUCGACAAGACCGAGGAGAAGGAGCUGGUGAACAGGCUCGUGGCGAACGGGCAAAAUCAGGAGAAGAAGGAGUACUCGAACCGCUGCAGAUUCUGCCCGAAGAGCUUCCGGAAGCCUAGCGACCUGACGAGGCACGUGAGGACCCACACCGGGGAGCGACCCUUCCAGUGCGAUCACUGCAAGAAGAGCUUCGCGGUGAAGUGCACCCUUGACUGCCACAUGAAGGUGCACACUGGCAAGAAGACAUUCUCCUGCCACGUCUGCAACAGCCUCUUUGCCACGAAGGGGAGCCUGAAGGUGCACAUGCGCCUGCACACAGGUUCGAAGCCGUUCCGGUGUCCCCUAUGCGACCUGCGGUUCCGCACCUCCGGGCACCGCAAGGUGCACGUGCUGACGCACAUGCGUGAGCACAAGGGCGGCCCGAAGAGGAAGCCGAAGCAACUCAAGGUGGCCGCGAUCGCGGGGGUGGCGGCAGAGCUGGAGAAGACGGUGGAAAGUGGUUCCAACGGCUCCACCCAGGUGCUUUCGGUGGUGCCCCAAGUCUCGCAGGUUGCCCAAAUCGCGGAGUAUCCGAGCCUAGAGUCCAUCACCAUCGACGCAAGCAGCCUGACCGAUCAGCUGACCCUAAAUGGAGAUGGUACCAUCCUGAACAACAACGCCCUCCUCUCGGUCAACGAGAGCAACCAGCUGGUGGCGAACCUGCAGUUCCUCCUGGCAAACGGGCUCGUGACCAUCCAAGCAGAGGAGGGACUGCUUCCUCAUCUUCAGGGCGCUGCCGAAGAAAAUGGCACUACUCAGCUAGUGGUCGCGGGCCCCCAGGGAACCCUGGUUCCAGUCGAGGCUUCAGAAGGAACUCCGCAGACCUCCGACAUCCCUGAAGAGAUGAUUCUAGGUCUACCAGGGGAGCAGGAAGUUAUACCCGGGAAGGAGGCAGUCGUCAGGGUCGAGCCAGGUCGCGGACCCAAGGCCAAGGCCAGCAAGGAGUGCGACAUCUGCGGCAAGACCUUCACCAAGCCCUGCCAGGUCGAGCGGCACCGGAGGAUCCAUACCGGCGAGCGGCCCUUCAAGUGCGAGCUCUGUGCCAAGUCCUUCGCCCAGAAGAUCACCCUGCAGACUCAUCGGAAACACCACACGGGAGACAGGCCCCAUCCCUGUCCGCAUUGCGACCACUCCUUCACGCAGAAGGGGAACCUGAGGACGCAUCUGAGGAGGGUCCACAGGCUGGACACCCUGGAAACGAAGAAGCUGAAGAAAGGACCUCAGAUGCUGGGGACCAAGUCGGGCCAGGAGAACCUCGAAGAGGCCAGGAUCCUCAGCCUGGACGACAUUUCCUUCGUCGACUUUCUUAAAUAACGGGGAUGUCGACCUAGGUCUACCGUCGCCCUCCCAGGAUG
This is a messenger RNA of Orussus abietinus, 6426 nucleotides long. Its product is annotated as zinc finger protein 236. The coding region runs from base 1052 to 6385 and encodes 1777 amino acids. Gene Ontology annotation, molecular function: RNA polymerase II transcription regulatory region sequence-specific DNA binding; DNA-binding transcription factor activity, RNA polymerase II-specific. NCBI's taxonomy places the organism in Eukaryota, Metazoa, Arthropoda, Insecta, Hymenoptera, Orussidae. Gene Ontology annotation, cellular component: nucleus. The record is from RefSeq and is a predicted model, not a curated record. Gene Ontology annotation, biological process: regulation of transcription by RNA polymerase II. The transcript has 25 exons.